AGAUACAAUUUCAUGUCAUGACGUCAUUACUGUUCAUAUUCCUUUUGUUGAUUGGAUUAACCGAACAAGCGCCCGAGAGACUGCUAAGAUCAGCGAAAGACGGCUCAAAUGAUUUUUGGAAAUCGAUGUUUUUGGCUUCACUUGGAUGCAUACUCCUUUCGCUACUAUUUAUCGGAUACCUAUUAUGGAAGAUAUCUAAGCUGAGACAGGAAAUUGAAAGACAAACUGGGGUCUCUGCACAAACUCAUUUGGAGUCAAGUUCAUCUUCAGGAAAUUCGAAGCAAUUGAAAAUCACAAAAACUGAAGAAUCUACUCCGCUGAUUCCGGUUAAUAACCAAAAAACAAAUACUAUUGAAGAAACUCUUCAAAUGAUAUCAAACAAUGAAGUACAAUUGGAUCCAAGUCUUAAAAUUAAUUUGAGCUAUCUUAUCAUCGAAGAAAAGGAAAUUGAACACUAUUACAGCAGGAUAAGGCUGGGAAAGAUGAAAUCUAUGGGAGCGCAUAAAAAUUCACCGACACUUUCAAUUAAAUGUGCUCUUCUUCGAAAUGAUAUAACCCAUCAGAAAAUGAUCCAAGAUGAGCUGGUAACACUUUCUUCAUUGAGAUCACAUUCCUGCAUAUUGGCUCUAGUGGGAUAUGUUCGAGAACCCAAUAUGCUACUGAUCGUAUCGGAACAUGCCGAGCACGGAAGACUUGAUCAAUUCUUGAUCGAUCGCAAACUGAACUUCAAUAACCAACUCACUUGUUCCGAUGGCAGUAACCAGAAAGUUUAUAAUUUCAACAAUGGAGAACAAGAGAGGAUUAGUGAUGAUAUGCAGGCACUGUGCACAUUGGAUCUUCUUUCAUAUGGAUAUCAAAUUGCCAUUGCAAUGAAGUUCUUGGCUGAUUCAAGGUGCCUUCAUCGUGCUCUGGCAUUGAGAAGUAUAUUUGUGACACGAAAUAAAACAAUUCGCAUCGGAGAAUUUGGACUCGCACGGAUAAAUGCUAGAAAAGAAUAUUACAUAAUGAAAUCCCCACAGCUUCCACUUGCCCCGGAGGUCAUGGCACCGGAAAGUUCUGAGGAUAAAAAAUUCACGGAGAAAUCUGAAGUGCGGUCGUUUGCAGUAUGCCUUACCGGAAUAUUCCAAUUAGGAGUCCCACCGCACGAAGCUGUAAACGCUGUUUAUUGUGGUCAGGAUAUUGAAAGAAAACUUCCGGAAUUACAGUACUGCCAUCCAGAUAUGUAUUCAUUCUUGUCAUCUUGUUGGAACUUUGACCCUGAAGCCCGUCCCACCUACUCUAAGUGUGUCGAAUUUUUUGAUGAUCAUUUUUCUGAGAAUCAAAUUAUGAUUGGAAAACAAAUUACGGAGAAGUUAAAAUCUGCUAAAAAUUAUCAAGACAAGCUGAAAAUUGGAACGUCUGAAAAUCGUUUUUUAUAAAUUUUUAUAUUGGUUUUUGUACAACGCUGAAGUUCAAUUUAAAUUACAUGAAACGAUAAUCAAC
Molecule: messenger RNA, 1482 nt
Organism: Caenorhabditis elegans
Lineage: Eukaryota; Metazoa; Nematoda; Chromadorea; Rhabditida; Rhabditidae
Gene: flor-1
Product: Protein kinase domain-containing protein
Molecular function (GO): ATP binding; protein kinase activity
Source: RefSeq, marked reviewed